CUGAUAAAUACUUGCUUUUUGCUGUCUGGCUGGAGAUGCCAUGGCUCUUCUCUGGCGACACUGGUGGCCUCUUGUGGAGUGUGUCUUCCUAAGCAUCACCCACCGGGCUUUAUCUCAGAAGAGGCGGUGUUUUUUCCAAGUAAAGCGACACAGCCUUAAUUUUCAUGGUUAUGGUUUUGUGAAUGGAUCAGAGCAGUAUUGUAAUUUCACUGAUUGCUGUGUAGGUUAUUACAUAAUCAAAAAUGGUGAACUUGAGGUUGAAUCUCUCGGGUGUUAUUUGACGGAAAAGUCUUGUUCUGAUUUAAGCUGCUCGAGGACACUCUUUGACAGAAAUCAUGUCCGUUGUGUUUGUAACGGCGACUUCUGCAACAGCAACAUCACAUGGAGUCCAGACAAACCUCUUCCUCUCACCGACUCCUAUGACUUUAACUCUUACGAAUGUGCAAACUCGUCUCUUCAUGAUCCACUGUGCGUCAAACCCUCAGACUCUGACAUUGAAAUACAACUACAGCAGAUUCUGUGUAAAGGGACUUUUGCAGCAGUUUGGAAAGGCAGCUACCAGGGCUCCCAAGUGGCUGUGAAGCUUUUUCCUUUGACCUGGAGACACAAGUUCACUGCAGAAAGAGAAAUUUAUCAGCUUCCUUUGAUGGCACAAACAGGGAUUGUCCAGUUCUUAGGCUCUGGAUCUAUCGGCCCGUGGGAAGCCCUCGUCCUUCAGUUUGUUAAACAUGGUUCUCUGCAUUCUUACUUAUCCACACACACCUCCAACUGGACGUCAUCGCUCGUGUUGUGCCAGUCUUUAUCACAGGGACUUUCUUACCUCCACUCAGACCUUCACAAAGACGGUGUUCAUAAGCCUCCAGUGGCACAUCGAGACCUCAGCAGCUCUAAUGUGCUCGUGACAGCAGAUGGAACCUGUGUCCUCAGUGAUUUUGGAUGCUCUACUAUUCUGCGCUCUGAGCAAACCGGCUGGCGUUUUUACUCCCGAAAACUAGAGGUCGAGAGCCCGAUGGGGACGCUGCGUUACAUGUCCCCUGAGAUCCUGCAGGGCUCAGUGAACCUAAACAGUGACUGGUGUCUUCAGGGGGACAUCUACUCUUUGGGACUAGUGCUGUGGGAAAUCUGGAUGCGAUGCUCCAGUUUAUUUGAUGGUGAGAGGGCGCCACUGCAUCUACUUCCAUAUGAAUUUGAGUUGGGGGCAAAAGUAUCUCUAGAAAACCUCCUCCACUAUGUAUUUUACAUGGACCAGAGACCAGAAAUCCCCAAAGUCUGGGAACAACACCCUCAGGGGGCAGCACUCAAGGAACUUCUGAGCAAUUGUUGGGACUCUGAUGGAGAUGCAAGAAUAUCUGCGUCAUUAGUGGUGAACCGUCUCGCCUCAUUUGAGUGA
Molecule: messenger RNA, 1390 nt
Organism: Periophthalmus magnuspinnatus
Lineage: Eukaryota; Metazoa; Chordata; Actinopteri; Gobiiformes; Gobiidae
Product: anti-Muellerian hormone type-2 receptor-like
Exons: 10
Coding region: 41-1390 (449 amino acids)
Biological process (GO): cellular response to growth factor stimulus; BMP signaling pathway; protein phosphorylation
Cellular component (GO): signaling receptor complex; plasma membrane
Molecular function (GO): transforming growth factor beta receptor activity; ATP binding
Source: RefSeq, a predicted model, not a curated record